Acanthoscelides obtectus is the source of this 558-nucleotide messenger RNA. The record is from the annotation of a GenBank genome assembly. NCBI's taxonomy places the organism in Eukaryota, Metazoa, Arthropoda, Insecta, Coleoptera, Chrysomelidae.
CAUCAACAGAGUUAGGAACAUAGUCAUAAAACUUAUACCUGUAUAAACAUCUCAUGCAGCUGGGCAAUUGGUAAAACACAGUUUGCUGCCGAUAUGCCGACGCGACAGGUUUAGGUGCUUCUGUUUGCGUUUGUUGCAUUUGGUAGAUGUGAAACUGUGAGUAAUCUUUUAUCCGUAAUUCUUAACGCGGGUCCCACAAUCACGAGGAGCAUCUCCUAAGGGGGAUGGAAAGGAAACGUCAGUGGGCUAGUCUUAGACGGUCGUCGGCACUACUUUAUAAAAUGGAAAAAUGACUGCGGGUGCGUACCGGGUGAUUUUCUUUUUACCCUCUUCACUGUUUAUCGAUAUUGCGUUGAAUUGUUGUCAUAACCUCUUGAAAUGGCAUUUUCGCAAACAAAUGCUGCAACACCUUCAUUAUUUACAAACACGCCAACAGUUCCAUCCGCCAAGCACAAAUAAGUUUAUUUUGUUACUUUAUUCUGGAUACACCGUAUGUUGCAUGCCAGAUAAAAAGUAAGCUAGACACAAAAUACGGUUAAAUUGAGCAGAGGAGCAGAC